Molecule: messenger RNA, 4542 nt
Organism: Mercenaria mercenaria
Lineage: Eukaryota; Metazoa; Mollusca; Bivalvia; Venerida; Veneridae
Product: heat shock 70 kDa protein 12B-like
Exons: 5
Coding region: 77-1723 (548 amino acids)
Molecular function (GO): ATP-dependent protein folding chaperone; ATP binding
Source: RefSeq, a predicted model, not a curated record
CGAAAGUAGUUGUAAAUGGUUAUAUUAUUUCCUCGUGUCAUUUACGUACAAACAAGGUCGAGAGAAAUAUUAUGAGAUGCGCGUGAUUGUCGCGGCUAUAGAUUUUGGAACAACAUAUUCAGGCUGGGCAUUUUCAUUUCGAAGUGAUUAUGAAAAAGAUCCAACAAAAGCCGACGUUAAACACUGGCAUUCCGGUCUAGGAACGGUCAAGACACCUACUUGUUUGCUGGUUAAACCAGAUGGGGUGACUUUGCAAGCGUUUGGCUAUGAUGCAGAAAAUCAAUAUAUGGAAUUAGCAGAUAAAGAUGAACACAAGAAUUACUACUAUUUUAGAAGGUUUAAAAUGCUACUUUUCGGUGCACUUGGGAAGCAUCUUACGAAAGAAAUCAAUGUCACGGAUGAAAUGGGAAAGGAACUUCUGGGUAUAGAUGUGUUUGCAAUGUCUAUCAAAUUCAUGAUCGACGAUUUGAUGGCUGUUGUCAAUCAGCGCCUGACUGGGAUAAUAAUGGAGACUGACAUCCACUGGGUGCUCACAGUGCCAGCGAUAUGGUCUGAUCCUGCAAAACAGUUUAUGAGGCAUGCUGCAGUAAAGGCUGGUAUAGCUACAGAAAGACUGACAAUAGUCCUUGAACCGGAAGCUGCCUCGUUAUAUUGCCAACAUCUUCCUGUAAAUACAGCCGUUACUGAUGAUAGUCUGACGAUAUCCGAAUUCCCGACUGGAUCAAAGUACAUGGUUUUCGAUGCUGGAGGGGGAACGAUUGAUAUAACGGUCCAUGAAGUUCAAAGUCAAUAUACUUUACGAGAAGUCAGAGCUGCAAAUGGAGGUGACUGGGGAGGAAUCAUUGUAGAUAAAGCGUUUGAACACUUUCUCAUUGACCUAGUUGGCGAAACUGUGUUUAAUACUUUCAAACAUUCGGAAACGGUGGAUUGGCUUCAUCUUAGUCGAGAGUUUGAAUUAAAAAAACAAGCAGCUAGAACACAAUCGGAGGGAAACGUAAUCAUGCAUUUUCCUGUGUCGCUUAUUGAUUUAUUUGAGACGGAAAAGGAGAGGAAAAUGAGUAUCAAAGAUGCAAUAGUAGCUUCAAAAUAUAGUAAAACAGUAGACCUGAAAAGAGACAAGUUUCAAAUAUCACAUUCUACCGUAGAAAAGUUAUUUGAAGACUCAAUACAGCAAAUAGUUAAGCACGUACAAAUAUUGAUGAACGAUGAAAGAAUGGCAGACAUCAAAGUCAUACUUAUGGUGGGUGGAUACUCAGAGUCUGCUUUAUUGCAACGUGCAAUCAAAUCAGCACUUCCAGGAAUCCAUAUUGUGAUUCCACAAGAGGCGUCAUCUGCUGUGUUGAGGGGAGCCUUGAUUUUUGGUCACAAUCCUAUGACAGUAACCGAGAGAAUACUUAAAUAUACAUAUGGUACAGGUGUGGCUAAGCCAUUUGUGGAUGGAAUACAUCCAGAGAGCAAACGUAGGAAGACUGAUGCAGGUGACCGCUGUAAGGACAUUUUGGACAAACUGAUAGAAAAGGGAUUGAGAGUGACGCCAGGUGAAACACAAGUUAAAGAAUAUUAUUACACUUCUAACAAGAAACAAAGUGGUAUGUUUUUUAAUAUCUUCAUUUCUGAAGAGAAAAACCCUACAUUUGUAGAUGACAAAGGAUGUACCAAACUCGGAACAAUAAAAAUAUACUUUGAAGAACCAGACGUUUACCUGGACGUAAAGUCAAUCUAACAAUGAUUCUUGGUGGUACAGAAAUCAUUGUAGAAUUAGAAGAUGAAAAGACUGGAAACAAAGUAAUAAAUACAGCUGAGUUUUGGGGCUGAAUGACAGUCAGUGACAAUUUCCAUAAAACACAUAUUAUUUUUGAUUGACACGUUGGUGUCAAUAUGUUCAUAACACAGUUUGGUUUAAUUCUUGUUAUAUAUCAAUGUUUCCAUUGUAACACCCCUUUAACAGAUCGCAUUAGACAUAAGCGAUUAUCAGUUUAUCAUUCAAAACCGGUCUGUGGUGAAUAACCAGAUGCCUUCUUGAAAUUGAUACAGACGAAUGGAUUUGAGCUGUCUAACGAUAAAUCACAUAAUUCGUAGGUCACAUCUAAGCAAAGAUUAUUCCAUAUUGUGACUGACAUUUGUAGAAGAUGGAGGAAAGUUUGCUUUUAUAAAAGGUUAAGCACUGAAUAUCUUUAAUGAGGUACAGCUGGGUGUUCCAUAAUGUAGGCUCGUUGAAUAUCGUCAAAGUAUAUGGUCAGAUUGUUCAUUCCAUUAAACUAAAGUAUAGACAUUCCAUACUUGCAAAUGGCAUACUCUUGUAAAACAUUCACCAGUAAUCUAAAUAGUGAAAAUCGAUACAUACGUUACUGAUCCCAAUUGAUAAAAUGUAUGUUGAAUGGUCUCUGGUAAUCUAAUUGCCCACUGUAUAUUGUAAUAAUGUAGUAUAUAUUUCAGCAGAUGUCGACAGGAGUCAGUAGAAAAAUAAUUCUGCAUUAUUUACAUAUCUUAGCACAUGUCAAGUGUCUGACCACAGUUAAUUAAUACAUUCGUAACCAUCCUUAAUUAUAAGGCAUAAAAAUGAAAAUUUCGUCAACAGUAUAUUUUUCGACUAUAUGGCAGAGGUCAAUCUUGACUGCGAAUGAAAAACCAUCAUAUAGUUAGACAGUAUAAAGAUUUAUGUAUUAUAUAAAGAAGUUCUUUUGAUCUUACUCUAGGGUAAGAAAUGGGUUGAUACAUACGUUACAGGUAAUUUAAAAAGACCUAUAAAAUAUUAACAGUCUAAGAAACUUCUUUUACUGGAAGGCGAAUUACUUUCUUAAACCGAAUAUUUUUUAUUUUACAAACAACGUAAGAGACAAACAGUAUAUAGUUAUAGUUAUCAAAAAGAUACUUACGCGACCGAUAAAAACGAUACUAAAUACAUUAAAACAUUUUAAUGUCCUCCUCCUUGUCUAUCGUUUCAUUGUCUUGCGUUGUUUUGAUGGCCGUUAUUCAAAAAUAACAAUAAAAACCUGCCUUGAUAAUCCUGAAUGUGAUUAGAUUUGAUUGAAAUCUUCUUACUGACAUGAAUGAGAGAUAUUUGUUACAUAUUUUAAUGACAACAUUUUCCUAGUGGUUCUAUUUGUUGCAAGCAUUCUCUUGUCGUGUGUUCUUUUCUUUCAAAUAUGCACUGUUGAAUACAUGCGGAUGUCUCAAAUAGGAAGAAAAUGUAAGGACACAUACGUAAUAACUGUUAACAUAUGUAAUGCUGUUUUCCAAUGCUCACAAUUUUGUUUCUGAAUAGCUUUUGUGUUUGCCACUGUUAUUAUGUUACAGAUUAAAACAAUUUUGUAGUAAUAAUAGAGGAACACAUUUGCUAAUGAAUAUCCGACCACCAAUGCUAUUUCAAAUGUUAUCAGUAUACUCUGCAUUUUGUACUUAAUUAUUGUUAAACAUUUUUCUAAUGCAUUAUUUGUGAAUACAUUAAGCAUACAGUUUUAGAAAAUGAAGAAAAAGUGAUGGUCCUUUUUCUUUCAACAUGUUUCCUCGGUAACAUAUGUAUCGAUACUUACGUUCUUUGCUUUUACAGUUCUAAUAUUACUUUUUACAGCAUUGCACAUGUAUAUCUUGAUUUUAUAUCCAUUCUUUUUUAUCAUUAAUCACUUAAAAUGUAUCAUUUUGAUAAAACAAAUGCCUCAAGUUAACAAACAUUGAAAUUCAUAAAGAAGUUAUUUUAACAAAAAAGAAGAAGGUAAAAUUAACAAACAUGCUAUUUUCCUAGUUGCAAACAGAUGUUGUAUUUUUAUAGAAAUUAUUAACCAGAUAUUUUUUGUGAAUUUUCUUCAUACCAUACUAUCACAUUUGUGCCCAUAUUUAGUACUGUGAUGAAUGUAAAAGGUAAAAAUUUACUGCAUAUUUUACAAAGACAAAAAUUCGAAAUCAAAAAUGCCAGUAAAUAUUUAUAAAAUAGAAGUUAAAAAUACUUACUAUGCAUAUUAUUCAAAGGAGUUGAGACAUCUGUUAAGAAGAGUUUCAUUAAUUUGUGAUAAACUGAAGGGUGUUUUGCGGAAAGUAAAAUUUCAAUGGCUUUAUAGCCACAAUUUUUAAUGAUGCGAGAUAGGUUACUCAGAUAAAAGAUAUGCAUAGAUGUAAAUAAGCAGUGAAGGUGACAAAGAAGCAGAAUGUGAAAUAAACUUUAUUUCUCAAGUAAUGAAGCCCGACGAAUAGUUUUAUAAUGAUCAUAUUUUGAUAAACAACACUCUAGUCAUUUGUGUAAAAAAAGUUGCUUAAUUUUAAAACCAAAACGUCUAUUCAGGAAUUCUGAACCGAAUAAUGCAUAAUACGAAAGAACAGAUAUGCAACUAAGGAAUGAUGUAUCUACAAUAUCUACAAACGAGUGCACCAUCCUUUGUCAAACUGUUAAUUUACUAAUAGUUUUCCAAUACAUACUUUACGUCAUAGCAUUUUAUAAUUUACUUUAAAAUGUGUAUUUGCAUAACGAUUGUUUGUUUUUUUGAGCUUAGUAAAUAGUUAUUUGUAAAGUAAAUGAAAGUCGGAUACUUCUUUGCAGAAAUUGAUGUA